Molecule: messenger RNA, 1641 nt
Organism: Filobasidium floriforme
Lineage: Eukaryota; Fungi; Basidiomycota; Tremellomycetes; Filobasidiales; Filobasidiaceae
Exons: 12
Coding region: 1-1641 (546 amino acids)
Source: RefSeq, a predicted model, not a curated record
AUGUCUGCUAAUGAUGGAACCCAAGAGAACGGUGCUGCAGGUGGUGGUGCUCCCAACACGGGUGUCAUUCGUGUUGAGAAGGGGAAGCAGCCGGUCCGACCUACAGGUGAAGAGCUUGAAGAAGAGGGCAUCGAUCCCAACCUCGACAACCCCACCGUCGAGGUGGAUGAGUUAACCGACUCCGAUGCGACUACAAACCCGGGCGAUAGUAGUGACAUAUCCGCCGACGAGCUAUUAACUGUCGAACAGGCUGACGCAAAGAGGCUAGCGAAGAAGAAAGCCAAGGCCGAACGAAAGGCAGCCAGACUAGCGAUAAAGGCGGUUCAGCAAAACAAUUUGAAGCGCAAGGCAACCACCGACGAUCUUCGGGCAGCCAACUUCAAAGUCCCGCGAACCGACACUGAUAUGGGUCGGUUUCCCCACAUCACCGGUUCGACUGUCACCCCUAAGGACAUCGUCCAAAGUCUCCAAGCCCAAAUCAGGCUGUUUGAGGCCCGUUACGCGGCGGUUAUUGAGCGUCGAGACAAGGUCGUACCUGUCGGCCCCACUCCCAACACCCAGAAGCUAUCGUCGGUCGUCCAUUCCCUCGAAGGUGUCCUAGACGAAUUGGUGGCCUUAUCGGGGGAGUUAGUGGCCGGUUUUAGGUCGGUUAAGGUUCUUUCGAUGCUGCAGCAGGUCCAGUCGAGAGGUCGACUUCUAGACAGGGAGGAGUUUGAGACGAAGAUCAACGAUAUCGAGGCUCAACUCCACAAUCACGUCGACGACACUGGACGCCGCUUACGCGCCCUCAACCAAGGGUCCGAUAACCCUGCGUUAGGGUCCACCGCCAAUGCCAAUCCGACCUCUAGCGGACCUCAAACUCCCUCGUCAAGAGGCAUCAAUCUGUCCGGUUUGAAGUCCGCCCUCAAGACCGAUGCCGAGCUGCGUGCGAUUGUGCUUGGGAUCUUCAACGACCCCACGAACUUGAACAACAGCGGCCCUGUAGCCGGCCCUUCGGGGACCUCUAACCAGUCGGCUAAUCCCCCGGCUCCCACUCACUCGUCCCACGUCUCCCCAGACAAGCGAUCGCGCACCCGUACCAACACCAAGUGGUCGUACGCUUGCCAUUAUGCUGUCAAGGAACUAAUCGGGAUGAGAGGUACCUGGGACGGUGAUUCUAUCAGCGAGCCAGGUUAUCUCCCGGAUGGAGAAUGGCCCUCGCACGAGGAAGACGACGAGGACACUGGCUUACCGGGCCCUCAACAGAUCGAUGUCGAACUGGCUAUGGGUGGGACAAGGAGCGUUUGGAGGCCUGAGUGGAAGAAGAUCGGAGAAGAACGGUGGUCUCCCUUUGUCAACGAGGUCGCCGCUCGCGUCGUCAACACCUGGAAGAUGACCAACGGGGACAGGCCCACGGUAAAUGACCUUAAACCGCUCAUUAUCAAGUACUGCAAGAACCGGUCUGGCGUCCGUCCCACGAGUGCUGAAGAAGGAGGCGUCCAUCUCGCGCGUCUGGUGAAUCGCAAGCGAGGUCAUAUAUCCGAUGACAGGUACAAGAUCUGGCCUCAGUCCCCUCCCAACCUGUGUCGAAAGGCCCCAGUUUACGCUCUGUUAAGGGCACCGCUGUUCUCGCCGACGUUGUGGCAGUGUGUCACCGAGUGA